UUAUUCAUAUUGAAAAACAGCAAAUGUUUAUAGGGCGUUUACCACCAAUCAAACGUCGUGGAAAGCAAUCAAUUUAUGUUGCUACAAUUGAGAAAGCAAAUAUGCUGGUUAAUAGUUUGAUUGAAGAGAAUCGAAUCGAAGAAGUUGGAGUUGUUGUUGUCGAUGAGCUACAUAUGAUUGGCGAGGAAGUUCGUGGUGCAGCUAUUGAACAAACACUUCUCAAGUACAUGCACAAAGGAUCUGGUCAAAUAAUCGGUUUAUCAGCGACACUUUCGAACAUCGAACAACUUGCGAGAUUUCUCUGUGCUUCGGUACGACUGAUUGAAAAAGUGAAAAUUGGCAGCUCACUUUAUUUGGUCACUGCGGAUAGAAAAUUGGAAUUCCAGUCGGAUUUAGGCGAAAAUAAAUUGGUGAGAAGUGAUCCCGAAGGAUUGGUACCUCUUUUGAGUGAUGUGUUACCUAGGAGAUCGGUUCUGAUUUUUUGCCCAACAAAACUGAACUGUGAAAAUGUUUGCGGAAUGCUUGCACGCCUCAUGCCAAAAUUAUGUGCGUUAGAAGCGUUACGGGAAGAACAAGAUGGAAAACUUUGCGCUUUGCUUGAGAAGAGUUUUUUGCGUGGCGUUGCCUAUCAUCAUAGUGGUUUAACGGCCGAUGAAAGGAGAAUUGUCGAAAAUGCUUUUCAGGACGGCGUGAUAAAUGUGAUAUGCUGUACAUCAACUCUAGCAGCAGGCGUAAAUUUACCAGCUCGACGUGUUAUAAUCAAAACUCCUCUGUUUUUGGAAAUGAUCAGUGGACCUUUGUUGGACUGCAAAAGUUCGCUGAGUGAGCCUUCGCUGUUCGCAUCUUUCUUGCUCGAUUUGAUUUUCCUAAAGAUAGCGCGAACAAAAGAAGAAUUAGAAUGUAUCGUACAAAAAACACUGUUUGGGAUACAGAACGAAAACAGUAAAGAGCUAGUGGCACAAACCUUGGAUUAUCUCAAAAAUCAUGAUUUGAUCUGCAUCGAUACUGAUGAGAAGUAUUCAGCGUCAAUGUUGGGAGUAGCUGUUUUUUCGGCUUCGUUGCCCCCGUGUACAGCGCAAAAAAUAUGCUCUUCAUUGCUGGACAAUUUGAACAGAGGUAUUAUAUUGUCCUCGGACUUCCACUUAAUAUUUAUCGUGGUACCAUUCAAUUUAGCUGUCACAAUUGACUGGGAUAUUUUUUAUGACGAGGUAAAAUUGCAUUGGUAAUU
This is a messenger RNA of Gongylonema pulchrum, 1228 nucleotides long. The record is from the annotation of a GenBank genome assembly. NCBI's taxonomy places the organism in Eukaryota, Metazoa, Nematoda, Chromadorea, Rhabditida, Gongylonematidae.